Molecule: messenger RNA, 1383 nt
Organism: Papaver somniferum (opium poppy)
Lineage: Eukaryota; Viridiplantae; Streptophyta; Magnoliopsida; Ranunculales; Papaveraceae
Product: putative F-box/FBD/LRR-repeat protein At4g13965
Exons: 4
Coding region: 1-1383 (460 amino acids)
Molecular function (GO): protein binding
Source: RefSeq, a predicted model, not a curated record
AUGAAACCAAGAAAAGCACCAUUGGCAUCUGAUAACAGAGAUAGACUUAGUGAUUUACCAUAUGCCCUUAUUCUUAAAAUCUUAUCAUUCAUUGAUAUGAGAUCUGUAAUUCGGAACAGCAUUCUGUCGAAAAGAUGGAGGUAUAUUUGGAAAUCUCUUCCUACUUUGAACUUCAAUUCAAAUGAUAUAUACCAGAAUUCUUCUAGAAACUUUCACAUAAGAGAGGAUGGCAUCAUACAUUUCAUUUACCAGGUAUUAGCUCUUCGCGAGAAAUCUAUACAGAGACUUGACAUUGUUAUUGAACAUAUUGAAUCUAAUUUUGAAGAUCGUCUUUAUUCAUGGAUACUUGUUGCUGUAGAAUGUAAUGUUCAAGAACUAUCUAUUGAGAUUUGCGAUAAUCAAAAGAUUGACAUUCCUGAUUGCCUAUUUACUUGUUCAUCUUUAACCAAAUUCGAAUUGACAGUGAAUGGUAGGCAUAAUUAUGGGAAAAUAUUUUUACCUGAUGUUAUAGAUUUACCUAGGAUCAAAUGUCUGAAGCUUGAGGGACUUGGAUUUAAAGAUGAAGAAUUAACUGAUGAGUUCUUCUUGAACUGUCCUAACCUUGAAUCGUUGACAAUAGUAGAUACUUACAUUGAGUUUGAUAUCUGCUGUCCAACUCUCGAAGUGUUUAUACUAGAAUUUAAUGAUAAGAGGAGUCCAAUGACUAGACAAUCAAGAUAUGGUCAUCUUAUUUCUCAAAGGAAAACUUGGUGCGGCAGCAAUACUAUCAGGUUAAGUGCUCCAAAGCUAACAUUCUUAAGAUGCAAAGGUAUGAUAUCCGAAGACAACAUCCUAGAGGACCUUUCUUCUCUUAAAACUACUGAUAUUGAAAUCAAGUUAUUAGAAGAUAUGGACUGGUACUAUAAUGUUGUAGACGAAGAAUGUUCAGGGCUUUCUGCAGAGACUGAAGAAUUUGGUAAAUUGAUGGUGAAUUUCUUAAAUGCGCUCCGUAAUGUGAAGUUUCUAACUCUAUCUCAUAGAGUCCUUGAGAUUAUAUCGAAUGCUCCUGACCUGUUACAAAGUCGGCCCCAGCUAUUCCACAAGCCACAAGAUAUGACUCUGGGAACAUGCCUUUCACCAGACUGCCUUCCUGGAUUAACCUACUUGAUGAAGAUAUCUCCAAAUAUUAAGACUCUCUCCUUAGUAUUGGAUACGGAACGUCUAGACGAAAUCGCGGAGGAACUAUCUUGUGAUGAGUUCUUGUUUACUAAGGUGCCAGUCUUGGAUGAAGUGCACCUUACCUAUCCAAGAUUCCAAUGCCCUAGUGACAGAGAAAGAAUGGAAUUUUUUGAUAAGCUAUCUGUGCUUCCAGCAGAUACUCCAUCUAUGACAAUCAUAUUCUGA